GUUGUGUCUGCCAAGGUCAUUCGGAAUAAGCAAACUGGUCAGUCUGAGGGAUAUGGAUUUGUAGAGUUCUACUCUCGUGCGACGGCUGAGAAAGUCUUGCAGAACUAUAAUGGUACCAUGAUGCCAAACACGGAUCAGGCAUUUCGUCUGAAUUGGGCCACAUUCAGUGCUGGCGAUAGGCGUUCUUCUGAUGCUACUUCUGAUCUCUCUAUAUUUGUGGGGGACUUGGCCAUUGAUGUUACUGAUGCUAUGUUACAAGAGACUUUUGCUAGCAGAUUUUCGUCUAUCAAGGGAGCAAAAGUUGUUAUUGAUUCUAAUACUGGCCGUUCAAAAGGCUAUGGUUUUGUUAGGUUUGGGGAUGAAAAUGAGAGAACAAGAGCAAUGACUGAAAUGAAUGGCGUUUAUUGUUCUAGUAGGCCCAUGAGAAUAGGUGUUGCAACUCCCAAGAAAACUUACGGUUAUCAGCAACAAUAUUCUUCUCAAGGUGGACACUCGGCUAAUGGUGCUGUGGCCCAAGGUUCUCAAGAAGGGGAUUCAAACAACACUACUAUAUUUGUUGGAGGGCUUGAUUCUGAUAUCAGUGACGAGGAUCUCAGACAACCAUUUUUGCAAUUUGGAGAGGUUGUCUCUGUGAAAAUUCCAGUGGGGAAAGGUUGUGGAUUUGUUCAAUUUGUGGACAGAAAGAAUGCCGAGGAAGCAAUUCAGGCAUUGAAUGGGACAGUAAUUGGGAAGCAGACAGUGCGCCUUUCUUGGGGUCGCAGUCCAGGAAAUAAGCAUUGGAGAAGUGAUCCCAAUGGAGGCCAUUAUGGUGGUGGUCAGGGUUAUGGAGGCCAUGGAUUUGCUGUGAGACAGAAUCAGGAUAUAGCCAUGCAACCUGCUGCCGCUGCAAUUCAAGGGGCUUCCUGA
Messenger RNA from Sphenostylis stenocarpa, 906 nucleotides. The record is from the annotation of a GenBank genome assembly. Lineage: Eukaryota; Viridiplantae; Streptophyta; Magnoliopsida; Fabales; Fabaceae.